AUGGGGUAUGGCGGCUCCCCCCAGUGCAGGGAGUUGGGAACAUUUCUUAAGAGCAGAGCGUCUCUCCUCAAUAUGACGACAGAGAUCACUUAUGCUGAAGUGAGAUUCAAAAACAAAGCCCAGUCCUCGGCCGCCCCAUCACAGGCUCCUGCAGCUCCCAAAGAGAAGACUAGCCCUCCCCCAAGUAACUCUCGUUGCCUCAAACUACUUGUUGCUGUGUUGCUGAUUCUUUUGCUGCUGGCAAUCUCAUUCUUACUUGCCUUUAUCAUAUUUUUCCAAAAAUAUUCUAAACUUGUUCAAGAAGAAGAGUUUAUACAAGAUCUGACUCACACAAUGUUGGAAUGUAAGAAAGAAAACUUGACCAAGGAAGGUAAAUCCUGGAGCUGCUGCCCGAAGAAUUGGAAGCCAUUUGGUUCAAAUUGCUACUUUUUUAAUACUGAGGAAAAAAAUUGGCGUGACAGUGAGAAGAACUGUACAGGGAUGCAGGCGCAUCUGCUGGUGGUCGACAGCAAGGAGGAGCAGGAAUUUAUUAACAAGAAUGUAAUUAAGAAACAUGCUUAUUAUUUGGGGCUGUCAUAUUUUAAGAAUGGUCACUGGGAAUGGGUUAAUGAGACCCCAUACAAUCACAGUGCCACGUUCUGGCACCCAGGAGAACCCAGUAAUGGCAAUGAACACUGUGUAAUAUUAAAUUUUCGUCAGCAAUGGGGCUGGAAUGACAUUCCUUGUGAUCACCGUCAGUAUUCAAUUUGUGAGAUGUUGAUGAUCUACUUAUGA
This is a messenger RNA of Sorex araneus (European shrew), 774 nucleotides long. Its product is annotated as C-type lectin domain family 4 member A-like. NCBI's taxonomy places the organism in Eukaryota, Metazoa, Chordata, Mammalia, Eulipotyphla, Soricidae. The transcript has 8 exons. The coding region runs from base 1 to 774 and encodes 257 amino acids. The record is from RefSeq and is a predicted model, not a curated record.